AUGGCGCUGACGGUUUUGCUGGAGAUCAUGCUUGAGAUCGCGUUGAAUGUAUUGGUGCUGGUCUUGCUGGAGGUCUUGCUAGAGAUCGAGCUGACGGUCUUGCUGGGGGUCUUGCUGGAGACCGCGCUGACGGUCUCGCUUGAGAUCGCGCUUGAGGUCUCGCUGAAGAUCGUGCUGAAGGUAUUGCUGCCAGUCUUGAUGGAGAUCUUGCUGAAGGUAAUGCUGAAGAUCACGCUCCCGGUCUUGCUGGAGAUAGUGCCGACGGUCUCACUUGAGAUUUUGCUGGAGGUCUUUCUGGAGAUCACGCUAACGGCAUUGAUGGCGGUCUCACUAGUAAUUUUACAUUAUUAA
This is a messenger RNA of Microplitis demolitor, 351 nucleotides long. RefSeq lists its product as uncharacterized. The transcript has a single exon. The coding region runs from base 1 to 351 and encodes 116 amino acids. The record is from RefSeq and is a predicted model, not a curated record. NCBI's taxonomy places the organism in Eukaryota, Metazoa, Arthropoda, Insecta, Hymenoptera, Braconidae.